UCGUUCCUUUUUGGCUUCCUGCUCAGAAUCACUAUCGUGGGUAACGAGACAGUUUCAAAUUCGUGGUGUGAAUCAUACCGUGAGGUUCAUCUAUCAAGGACCUUAAAGAUGCGUAAUCCCUACAAUUAUUAACGGCAUAUUACCUGUUAUGAAACAACUCUGGCACAGCCUGUACUCAUUUUCAGUGUUACGUGUGACUCUAUUAACAUAGGUUUCGCAUUCUAGUUUUGCCCUGAUCUGCAUAUUUACACUAAACGGUUAAAUCACUGCAGCAGCCUGCAGAUAAUUCUUCACGUACUACGCAGAGUCAGCUAGGAUGAUAUUAGAUGCUUGUUCAUUUCUGCACCUGCACUGCUGGUACCACAACUACCCUCUGAAAGCCACCUUUAGGUGUGUGUGAGUCACCAUUGUGACAAUGCUGCAAAUAGAUAUUUUAUCUAUCUAGUAGACUUAAGCACAUAUGUACACCAGAGGGCGGCAGAAGACUUGGCCUCAGUUUUAUCUAUCUAUCUAUCUAUCUAUCUAUCUAUCUAUCUAUCUAUCUAUCUAUCUAUCUAUCUAUCUAUCUAUCUAUCUAUCUAUCUAUCUAUCUAUCUAUGUUAAUGGAUUUUCUGCUUGUCUGACUAUUUAUAAAAGCCAUUGAUUUUCUUUCAAACCACAGAUCAUCGAAUAAUAUACUUGUUGACUUUGUUUUAUUGAUUUUUUGACAUUAUUAUGUAAAACCAUAACAUCACUAACACUGAACAUAUAUUUUUAACUGUAUUUGAGCGUUUGGAUCUGCGAGCUGCACGUUUCUUGGCUCAUGCGCAGUGUUGACCACAGGGAGGUGCUGCUGUCAUGCCAUGUACAGCAGUCAGUGUCUAGCCAUCUCUAAGAAAUCCUACCACAGACCAGCUUCUGAAGGUGAAGGGGCUAACAGCGUAUUAAAUGAACCCCCUUGGCACUGCUGUGAGAAAAUAUUUGCCUAUUCAAAAUUUAAAAGCACCCUGGAAAAAUGUUUAGUUUUUUCUCAAAAUCUUGCGUUGCCCUCUGAUAUUUACAGUUCCUUAUGAAAUGCCCUGUGUGGUUGGUCUUGUUUGUCUGCAUGUGCAUUUUAAGGCCAGUCACUGUCCACUUGUAUUUCUUGCUGCCACUUGAGAAUACAUUUAAACAGGAUGUGUAAAUUAAUCCAUUAAUCCCUCUGCUUUUAAUUACAGUGAGGACAGCAGGUCAAUUGCACGCACUUUGCAAUUUUAAAUUGCUUUUGUUCGCCUUUAUUGAGAGGCAGCUGUGGGUGUAUUUAAUCAUGUUUUUGAGUGGAGCAUUAUUUUAAACAGAUAGGCUUGUGAACUCCACGAAACCACAAACAAACACCUUAAAGUAAAAAAAGAAGAAGAAGAAAGCAAUUUAUUAAAAAAGUGGAUGCUAUACUUGAAAGCUUUGCAACGAUGCUACAAAUCUUUGUAAAAUACUGAAAGUGAGAGAAGUUGAGGAAAUAAUGAAAGACGGAAUCAAUCGUGCAAUAACAAACACAAGGGAGUGAAAUCACCUUAGCGUUACAGGUGAGCAGUCUUAUUUUAGUAUUUCUGAAUUCAUUCCUCUGUGGAUAACCACAUUCCCCCCACAGAUCAGCCACAGCACUGGAACAAAUUAAGAUCUCACAGUUCCACUCCUGCUAUAAACUGAUAUGAAUGGGAAAAGCCUGAACUGCAGACCAGUCUCGAUGGAAAGGAUGAGAGCUGUUUAAUUUAAGGCAGCUGUGGAGGAAACAAAAAACCCAAAACGAUUUAUAACCGUGGACAUAUAGUCCAAACGGAAACAAAGGGUCGUCUUCCUCAGAUUUCCUCUGAAUGCAGCCUGGCAUGGCACAAAAGCCUAUUAUAAGCGUCAAGGUCGAAAGCAUUCAUGUUCAUUCACUGGAGCUAUGCUUUGAACACAACCGACCAUCAAAAACUAAACACAACACGUGAAGAGUUGAGUAGAUUCACAGUAAUGGUGCUAACUUUUUUCCCCCGUGUAACCUCAAUAACAGAUGCACGUUGUCCAUAAAGUUGAUGCCCAUAUUUUCCUUCUGGGACCCAGCUGUUCUCCCACUGGAAACAUUUUCACGUCCCUUUGGCCACAAUCGCUCGUUGCAUUGGGCCAAUCACAUUGCGCCUUUAACAAGAGUUGCACCGUGCAGUCUCAGUCUGCUCUCAACUCUGGCUGGACAACUGUGGAGCUGCCAGGGAAGCAGAAGCGCAAAAGCCACACAGCUCGCGCUCGGGAGGUUACGGUACGGUGUGUGACUGAUGGGAGCUUUGUCGCGAUCAGCUGCAGAGAAACUUUCUUCUCUCUCUCUUUCUUCUUUUGUGGAUAAAUGAUUUUGGAAUUGGCGUCCGACAGAGAUCAAUAUAACCGGGAUCCGAAAAAUAAAUGGAACAACAAAAAUCGCGAGAACUUGAAUCGCUCCUGUUCAGUUUUUGCCAACUUUGUAUAGGCUGCUAGACCAUCCGAUCAGCCUCAGUCAGUCAGUCCGUGAGGGCGCAGCGGCAGGGGAGGCUGGAUGUGGCAGGAGACGGGUCACUGAGCUGCAGUGAGCCGGGUGCGAGUUUCCUAAUCCCUAACUAUCCAAUGUCACCGGGCAGGAUGAUAAUCGUUGGACUUCUGCUCAAUGUUUUCUCUCAUGGUAGCGUGACAGUAUCUGCAUCCGUAGACUGUUUGGUGGCCGAGCAGGGAUGCAUCCAGGAGCAGUCCUGCAUGGCCAUCUAUCGAUUGCUGGAGUACUGCGCGGCCGAGGAAGCCGUGGCGCCCCUCAGGGCAGACGCGCGGUUGGAGUGCCUGGAGGCCCAGAACUCCUUGCAGCGCUAUCGCCCCCUCCAAGUUUGCAAGUGUCAGCGUGGCUCUCGUAGGGAAGAGCACUGCCUCAAGGUCUACUGGACUGUGAGAUUCGCAGCAUAUGAUGAGUAUGAAGUGUCUCCAUACGAAGAACUGAAGUUAAACCUGGUGAGAAACAUCGAGAUGUCGCGUAUGGCCUCCAUCAUGUCAGCUUCCUCUAAUACUAUGGAUGGUCAAAACCAGUGCUUGAAGGCGGCACAGGACUGUGGCCUGUACGAGAAAUGUGGCUCUCUGCGGUCAGAAUAUGUUGUAGCCUGCACCAAGCGAGCAACAGUCUCUGACAACAGCUGUAACCGCCAGAAAUGCCACAAAGCCCUGCGGCGCUUCCUGGAGCGCGUGCCAGAGGAGUACAGCUUCGCUUUGCUCUUCUGUCCCUGCUCUGACACACUGUGUGGGGAGCGCCGGAGGAAAACCAUCGUCCCGUCAUGCUCUUAUGAGGAGAAUGUGAGAGGGGAGGAGAGGGCGGGCAAGCCGAACUGCCUCAGCCUUCAGAACUACUGCUCCAAAGAUGAGCUGUGUAGAUCCCGCUUUGCUGAUUUCCAGCAUAACUGCCAGCCCUCCCCUCUCUCUGCCUCUGGCUGUAUGCGAGAACGCAGAACCAUGUGCCUGAAGGCUUAUGCUGGACUCAUAGGAACCAUCAUGACUCCCAACUACGUGAGCAACAGCAGUACAGAGGUGUCCCAGUGGUGCACAUGCGAAGGCAGUGGGAAUGAAUGGCAGGGCUGUCAGCGCAUCCUGCAGAUGUUCACCAACAAUAUUUGUCUGCGCAGUGCCAUCAGCUCCAUGGGAAUCUCCGCACCUCCUCCUGUGGAAAACUCUCCCAUGCCAACUUCUCAGCCCUCCCCACACGUCUACCAGGAGAAGGUCCACGUCAGUAUUAACACUCUUCCUGAAUUCGACAGUAUGGAGGACAGCGAAGAAGAGGAGCAGGAGGAAGAGGCGAGCGAAGAAUUCAACGUCAUUCCGCCGUAUUCCGAGAAGGACUCUGACACAGAAUCGGGUGCUAGAGGGAGCCAGCGGGGAGCAGCUAACCAAGCAGUGCCCGUGUAUCCAUUACUGCUGCUGCCUGCGCUCAUCAUAGACUGGAAGUGUUGGAGCUACUGAAGCCUCCAUCUCAUUCUCCACUUACAUUUUACACUCGCUACUUCUGUCAAAUCCAUCUCAGCACUCAGAAUGGACCUCAGAGGACUGUCAUCAAGAAGAAAUGUAAAUACUCAUAACACUUUUUCUUUCCUUUUUUCUAGUUUUGUAUCCCAGCAUUUUUUUCUAUCUGUUUUUUCCUCUUGAGCCUCCUCAGAUGUUAAAAGAUAUCUGUAGCCCCGCUGUAUCCAUGUUGUCUGUGCUCAAGUUGUCUCAAAUGAAAGGAAGGCAACAGCACGAGCAGAUACAUGAGAGCAUGGGUGAAUUGAGAGGUUUUCUCUGGGCAAAUGCUCCAUCUAGAGCUGGCUUCACACUGAAACCCCUCUUUUACCAAGAAGCACAUUGCCCAAGGCCACAUUCACUUUACUUGCUCCCAAAAACCAUAACCAGUCUACUCCACUGCAACCAGGCAUGAGCAUGGCUUUUGAUUUCUUUUUCAUGACCCAUGUCGCAUCCGUUUCUCUGCUGCCCCUUCGGCUCUUCCUCUCCCUCCUUCGUACUGUGGUAGAGUAAGAUAAUCCACUUCACAACGAGCUAAUAGGGAGCCGCACCACACUUAAUCUGCUUUGUACCACUAAAAACGAAACACUUUUGGCAAUGGCUUCAUUUAAAAAAGUGAUGAAAUGUAAAACCAACGCGUUGUCGCAUCGCAUACAGUUCUUUGCGUUUGGCGCACCGAGUCACUCUGCUCCCUUUCUUUUGUUAACACGCCACUUAGUAUUAUUCCUACCGCAGUGAGUGGCUGCGAAUUCAACCACAGGCAAAAGUAAUGAGAUCAAAUUCUUUUGUAGAAAUGACGAGGAGAGAAAAGCAACAUAAGCAAUUACAGCACAAUUCAAAUUGCUCAGCAUGCAGGGGAAGUCUAGAGUAGGGCUCAGGGGAGGAAAAAGCCAAUUUACUGCUGUCAUACCCUCUCACUUCUUUUAUCCUUAGGAGAUGUGUUUUUAGUGCGCCUUCACCAUCAUGCACUGUAGAUGCUGCGAGAGCGAGAUGCAGCGAUAGAGACGGACACAGGAGGCUGUAAAGCCUGCUGGCUGCUCUGAUCAUUGAGCAGCACAUUGAGCCAUUCUCUCUGCCUGAAAUAUCUUUUGCUGAUGUUAAUGAUUUUUCCUCUUAUGGCUCAUUUUCUUGUGAAAUUAUGCAGCUGCAGGGGUGUAGGUAAAGAGAAGGAUAGUGAAGCUUUUUAAGAGGGGUAAACUUCUCUGAUUUGAUGAUGGGUUUCCAAGAAGUAGCUCUGCAAAGAAAAUCGCUCCAUGGUUUCUCACUAGUCAUAAACCGCUAUAGCACCAAUUCAUUGUAAUUAUGAAUUCAUGUUUUUAAGAAAAUAAUAUGUAUUGGAGUAAUUGCAUUGAUGGGUGACUCGAGACUGCGUCACCAACAUCUGCUGGAGUUGUUUAUUAAUAUGAAGACUGAACUUUGGAUAUGUCUCGACAGUGUGAAGGCGUAAAGGAGACGCUGGAAGCAUAUAAGCCCUGUUUCCCUGAGUGCCAGUCUAUCCUAUUUCAAAGUUUGGGGAAGUUAAAGUUGGACUUUGAAUGGAUGUUGUAAGGCUAGUGCACCUGCAGUGACUAUUACUGACUGUAGGGCGAAAUGACAUCAUGCAAGUUUUUUGACCACUUACUUGUUGAGAGCAAAGUUUUGAAGUAUGACUUCAUGCUUAGCUGGUGUCAAGAGAACAUAACCGGACAGAAGAAGUGAAGUAAUAGUCUGAUUUGACAACCAGCAGGCAUUCACAUUUAUGAAGCAGACCGUGGAGGAGGCGUGCCGCUAAUGACAGAGAAACAUCACCCAUCACAGCGUUUACGCUGCAGAAUCAGCCGCAGCGAGCUCUUAAGCAUCCAAUGACAAGUGUCAGUAAUUGCAUCCCGUGCACUCUGGCCUUAACGACUUAAUGUGAGUUUACAUGUGUGUCCGCAGGUUUGUUUAUAUUUGUAAACUAUGUAAAGUAAACGUUUACAUCAGCUUACUUUCCAUGCAUAAAACUGAGAUAUUAAAGAAACUGUAACUAUUCCCCAGAAAGUUUGUAUGUUAUAUCAUGGAUGUGGUGAGGCUAUGUACAGUACUGUUUCAAUGCUUGUAAAAACAUACCAGACAUGCUGAAUAAUGCUGACCUUAGUGUGUAUUAACUGUGUAAUUUUGUGACAUAGCAUAAAGUGUUCCAGUUUGUUAAAAAAAUCAAAAUAAAAGUCAUGUUGGAAAUUGAAAAAAGUGCUUUUAAACGACCGAGGAACGACUGCUGUGGAAGGGCUUUUUGGUCAUUUAUAAUGUAAGCGAACAUUAAAUCAAUUAGUUGGAAAAAAUAAAAAUAAAAAAGAGUGUUAAAGUAUCCAGUUAUUAUGAGAAAGCUCUGAGGUUUUACUUAUUGUGAAACCAUCAAAAAAUAAUCUGGUCGUUAACAAGUCUUCAAAUUAGGGAACUACAACCUCAUAAGAACUACAAAAUCAUGUUAUUAUUUAUUUAACAAAACCUAAGCCAAAAUGCAUUGUGUGAAAAUUAAGUAUUCCCUUGCUGCUUCCACAGGAAUUAAGAGGCUAAGUAGCAGCCAGGUGAUGCUAAUAAAAUGCACUUGACUGAUCAUCAGCUAGUGUGAGCACCUCUAUAAAAGCAAGUUUUGGCAGUUUUCGGGAGCAUUAACGUGUGUGGUAACACAACGCCAAUAAGGAAAGAAGCAAUUGUUGCCGCCCAUUAAUCUUGUAUGGGUUAUGAGGAUAUUUCCCAAUCAUUUAAAGUUCAUUAUUGUACAGUGAGAAAAUUCACCCUAAGGUCAGAUUGUGCAAUCCUCACAGAAACUGGAAAGAAACCAAGGGUUGCAUCUUAGAUCCUAACGGGGCCUCAGUUAGCAUGUUAAAUGCUAAAGUUCAUGACAGUACAAUUAGAGAAAGACUGAACAACUGCAGUUUGUUUGGAAGUGUUGAAAGCCUCUUCACCCUAGAAAGAAGAAAAAGCUUAGGUUCGCAAAGUUGCAACUAACCGCAAGACCUCUAGAAUAAUGACUCUUUGGACAUGCAAGACCAAAGUGGAGAUGUGUGGCCAUAAUACAGUGCUACAUUUGAUAAAAACACAAACUCAGCAAAUAAGCACAAACGCCUCAUACCAACUGUCAAGCACGGUGGUAGAGGGUUAAUGAUUUGGGUUUGUUUUGCAACCACAGGACCUGGACACAUCGGAGUCAUUAAGUUGACCACAAAGUCCUUUGUAUAUCAAAGUAGGUUGUCUGUCUUACAGCUAAAGGAUUUGCCAAAACAUUGUGAGGAAACAAGACGAUGAUCCCAAGCACAGCAGCAAAUCUACAACAGAAUGGCUAAAAAUGAAAAAAAUAUUGUUAAAUGAAUAAUGACAGGAUGUAAUAUGCCAUGUUUUUUUCAUCUCAGGCUAUAUUUACUUUAUUUUUAGACCUGCUAAGGAUAUGUAAAGCUUUUUAUUUGAUGACUGUAUAAAUACUAUUUGUAGAUUAAUUAGCUCUAAUUGAAAGUCAAAUGUUCAGGCUAAUAAGUCACUUUAAUUUCCCCCCAGCUUAUAUAUUGACUCUGGACAAAUUGAGCCAGGACUCUCAUUUUUACAUUUCACUCCUGACUGACAGAGGUGAUUACAGGGUCUGGGGGUGUCUACAUACAAAAUGAAGCCGCUGUGACAUGAACAAGCUACAGUGAAAUGAUUUUUAGGCAGCAAUGGAAACUUUAAUUACAAAAAAGUGCAGCACAAGGGCUCUGGGCCUUUGUUGUUUAUGUCCAAACUCAGCCAAGUGUCCCCAAAGUUAAGUUAUACUUUAUUAAUCCCCCUGAGGUAAAAAUAUCUUCUACGUUUUGUUAUUUAUGACCAGUGGGAGCUCUCAAGUUCUGAGUGGUUUCUCACAUUUUAACCCAUUUACUAGAAACCAUCACGGGUAAACAUUUCAUACACAGCGUUGCUGUUGUUAUUUUUAGAGCCUCGGGCAUUAUUGUAGGGAAGUGGCUGUGAGACAGCUGCAGCCAGGAGUGCAGCAUAGUACAAAUACAAUUAGGUUUCUUUUUUUAUUUUAUUAAUUCAUUUUAGGCGAUCUAUGAUUUGAAAAAAGAAAAAGAAAAACAAAUCUGAGAAAAGCAGCUGAGCGUCCUCGAUUAUAAUAUUUAUCCUGCUAUUGUAUUGUUUUUUUUUUUUCUUUUAAGCUGUACUACUCUACACUUGGGGAUAGUUUAUCAAUAAAUCAACAUCCUUUAGUAUGCAUGCAUACGUCAAACACAGCAGUCUAGAAGACCAGAUACAUGUUCUGUUGUCUAGUUUAAAAGUUCUUUUUGAACACUGCUGUCUGCAGAAGAAAAGCCACGGAGAGUUCAAAACUCACUGCUGAAAUAAAUUAAUCUUUUAUAAUGUAAUAACAAAUAUUACAUUGAGGUUUUCAAGGACUGUCAACAUUACGGUUCUAAACCACACCACUUCUUACCUUUUACAGGUACCGGUCAUGCUGCUGUUAACACCAAAAGAUUAUUUGGUCAAAUUUUUAUUCCAGUACCACAAUGCUGAAGUAGCCAAAGGGAAUUAAGCUGUUUAAACAUUAUUUAUGACUGAGUGUUUGCUACUGUGCUUCAUGGAAUGAGCCUGUUAAUGGCCUGUCAAUGUCUGCCCUCGUGUUCACUAUAGAUUACAGACGUCAAUCAUUUGAUUUUUAGUUAUGCCAUCAGUGUGACGCUAGCGUAGUUGUUUCUGACUUUUCCCCCAACUAUCGCAGCCCUCAACUGAAAGUGUGAAGCUAACAACGUUUUGCUAAAGCUUUUCUAGUAAAUCCUGCCUCCA
Molecule: messenger RNA, 8766 nt
Organism: Haplochromis burtoni (Burton's mouthbrooder)
Lineage: Eukaryota; Metazoa; Chordata; Actinopteri; Cichliformes; Cichlidae
Product: GDNF family receptor alpha-4
Exons: 8
Coding region: 2593-3960 (455 amino acids)
Biological process (GO): nervous system development
Cellular component (GO): external side of plasma membrane; signaling receptor complex
Molecular function (GO): signaling receptor activity
Source: RefSeq, a predicted model, not a curated record